CGUAAUCGACAGACUACCACUGUGUGUAUGUGUGUGUGCAUAUAUAUAUAUAUAUAUAAAAUUUUGUAUUUAAUCUUCGAAAAUAACUGAUCCACAUUCAUUUUAUUAAAGUUGCACAACUUCAUAACUUUACUGUUGGAAAACAAAAGGGGAAAAUAAUCUAACAAUCAUGUUUUUAAAUUGUCAAUCAAAAGUACUUUGUCAUCAGUAUCAGUGUGACCCUCUAUAUCUUGUGCUAAAUGGUUUUGUAUUUUCAGCAAAUUCCCUUCAGCGAUUGACUGCGUCUCUGGCAGCUCUAUUGUCCUUUAGUGCUGUGAUCCCCUGGUGCCUGAACACGACAGAAACACAUCUGUCUAUGGUAGUGCAAGAGCUGUGUGUCCUAGUAUAACUGAGCCUCAAAGUUUUUAACUCAACAAAGUAAGGUGAAUAAUACUUAAAGGUGCAUAAUGUACAGCUUUAUGGGAGGUGGAUUAUUCUGUGCUGGAGUUGGAAAUAUACUGCUGGUUGUAUCCACAGCCACUGAUUACUGGAUGCAAUAUCGCCAGGCCAGUGGUUACAUGCACCAGGGCCUGUGGCGCUACUGUGUGCCUGGGAAAUGCAUGAUACACUCUGACAGCAUUGCUUACUGGGAUGCCACCCGGGCAUUUAUGAUCUUGGCAAUCAUGGCAUGCUUCUUUGGCAUGCUUAUAGGCAUCAUGGCUUUCAUUAACUACAACUCUUUUGGUGGCUUUGACAAAACAUUUGCUGCUGGAAUUCUCUAUUUCAUUUCAUGCUUUUUCGUGCUUCUGGCGAUGGCUAUAUUCACUGGGGUGACUGUGAACUACUAUGGGAAGCGAUACGGAAACUGGAGAUUCUCCUGGUCGUAUAUAAUGGGCUGGGUGUCAGUGGUGCUUACGUUCUUUUCAGGCAUGUUCUACAUGUGUGCUUAUCGGAUGCACUCACCAAUAGGCCCGAUGUCACGCUGAGGCAACUCAUCUCCUCCUAGAUCGACUUAUCAUUCAGGCUGAAAUGGUUCAGUGUGAUCCUGGAUGCUUACAUUUUAAUUCAUUUCUUUACCUCAUAAUGAAAGAAUAAAUGGUUGAGACAAAA
Tachysurus fulvidraco (yellow catfish) is the source of this 1089-nucleotide messenger RNA. It is a transcript of the gene lim2.3, whose product is annotated as lens intrinsic membrane protein 2.3. Lineage: Eukaryota; Metazoa; Chordata; Actinopteri; Siluriformes; Bagridae. The record is from RefSeq and is a predicted model, not a curated record. Gene Ontology annotation, molecular function: structural constituent of eye lens. The coding region runs from base 447 to 965 and encodes 172 amino acids. Gene Ontology annotation, cellular component: plasma membrane. The transcript has 5 exons.